CAGAACACUUCAUGUGCUUCAAGAGGCAUCGUGCUCUGUGAAUAACUAAUUCUAACUUUUUUGCAGCCUCUGAAAUGUAUUUUUACGCAGAUCCUUUUUAAACGUCUAGAGCACUUGCAAUGGAUUUUAAAGAGCUGGGAGGUGAGGAUAACCCCGACGGAGAUACUGAAGGAGAAGCUGAGGAUUUGAACAAUGUGAAAGCACUUACCGAAAAACUAAAGUUACAAACCCGCAGACCAUCAUACUUUGAAUGGCAGGAGCGCUUGCAGAGCCAACCAUGGAAGGAGAACCCAAAUGGUUCAAAAAAUGUCCAAGCGACUGCAGAGAAAUAUGUGCUCUUGCCUGAAAUUAUGCGGGAUGAGAACUCAGAUCUAACCAUCCGCAACAUCUGUGGCUUCGAUACCAUUAAUGACGCGUUGGAAUUUCUUAGGAAAGAGUUGAGGGAGAUGCGGUUCCAGGACAACCGUCUAGCUCGGCAGCUGAUCCGCCUGCGUGUGGAGAUCCACCGGCUGAAGGUGGAGCAGGUGUGUCACCGCCACAAGGAGAUGCUGGACGACGCCACCUACGAGCUGAAGGAGUGUGGUGAGGAGUCUGACCUGCUCUGUGACAUCCCCAUGAAGGCUGCCUUCGCCCUCUCCACCCCCCUCAAACACCUUGGCCUCACCAAGAUGAACAUCAACUUCCGACGCUUCUCCCUCUGUUAAAACAUAUUCCACCCUGUGAGGAUGGAUUUGCUGUAUUACACCUCUGUCUAAUCUACGCAGGGUAAUUUGGGGUGUUUCACUGCAAAGGUUUCUGUUAUGACACGAGAGGGAAGACGAAUGGCUGGAAGAGUGUGCAGACAGUAAUUAGCCAAGUGGGAGGAAAUGGAAAUGACUCCUUUGAUUCGUGCCCUAGCCCUGACUUGAGAGAGAUAGUUACAGGCUUCCAUAGUAAAGCCCUGUAAGGGCAAAACAUAAACCCAUCGCAUAGCAGCACCUUUCUACUGUACCUCAGGGAAGGUGCUGACUGAUAGGUCAGAGUAGACAGGGAAGAUAGUGAUGAGGUGUGGAUCUGGGAUGGAGUUGGUGCGAGUCUGGAUCACCAUGGUGUCAGAUCAAUUGCACUGUACAAAAGCAAUAGUUAAGAUGACCCUCUGAUAGAAUGAAUAAGACUGCCAUGAUGGUGAACACAACUGUAACUAGAGAUGUCUCUUGAGAGUUGCAAAGGGGAAUUCUCUUUCUUCAGAUGCAGAAAAAUCUAUCACAGCGCUAACACUCACUAACUUGAGUUCCAUACUGUAACCCCAGCCCAGGAGGAAGUAUAUAUAAGACACUCGUCACAUCACUAGGGACAUGUUCCCAAACUCUGUUGAAGGCCAGGCCCCCCACCUCUGUGUUGGCAGAGUCCCAGACAGCAGUCCACAGGAAGCUGGAGGUCACAUUCCAGCAUUCUUUCACCUCUUUAGAGACCAAAAAUAACAAGGACCUCCAUGGGGUCAUGGCUUCAAUGAUAUGACAUAAUUGGAGGCUAUGUCCUAUGUACUCCAUGCAUUUUAUUUUCCAUUAGAUGAAGACAGAUCACAGUCCAAUGUGACAAUGUUGUGUCAGAUUAUCAGGGUUGAGUUUAGAUGUGUUUAAAGAUAUUGUUCUCAGGAAGAGAGAUAGGAGGAGAAACUGAAAGUAUCUUUGGGGAAAUUAUGAGGGAGUUAAUUUUGAACAGGAUUUUGUGGGUUUUUAUCGAUGUUUGCUGAAUGUUACCCAACAAAGUUUAAAACUUAAAAAGUUAAAAACUUUGUUACAAAGUUGUAAUACAUCAAAAUGUAGAUUUGUAAGUGCCUUAUGUACAGAGUUUUCACCUAUAUAAUGCAGGAAUAUGUUAUGGUUAUCAUUUAAUCUAUGAGGGAAAUAUAAAUGAUUGGAGACAGAGCUGUUCUUUCGAGAUGCUUGUUGUUAAAAGUUUUUUUGUUUGCUAUUAACUCACAUGUAAAAAGGCAACAAACGUGAAAUUGAAAAUAAUGUCUGAGUGCUCAUUUAGCUGUAUGAUCCUAAAAUUUCAUUAAUGCACAGUUUCAUCUUUCAACUGCAUCAGGCAUUAAUCUUUUUUAAAUGAUGUGGUAUAGGCUUAACUUAUCAGAAAACCCCUUAAAGGUCCAAUGCAGCCAUUUCUUUUCUCAAUAUCAAAUCAUUUUUGGGUAACAAUUAAGUGACAAUUGGUAGAGCCCCACCAGCCUAACCCGGACGACGCUGGGCCAAUUGUGCGCCGUCCUAUGAGGCCACUCAGGAGGUCAUUUCAAACAGUUCUUACACCAUGAGGGCAGUUGUCAUAAUUGUCACAAUUUCACAGUAUUAUUCCAACCUCAUAGUGUGAAAACAUAACUAAAACACAAAAAAAUCAAAUUUUUGACUGUACUGGGCCUUUAAGGGGUACAAGCAUAAAUUGAUAAGUUCAUAACCAUGUCAAGUUGUUAUCAAUUAUUGUACAAAAUGGGUACAUAUACAAGAUGUGUGAAGUAGACGUGAUAUACUAGUUUAUGAGAUGACCUCAUGUAUGACGUGAGAGAGAAAGAGAGAGAACCAGGCCAUUGGAACCAUUGUAAUGAAUGGCAGGAUAAAUACAGGGUACACAGGGUCUCAGGUAGUACCUUAAGGCCUGGUCCUUCAUUGGAUAUCCUCAUGUCAUUUCCUGUGUAAUGUGGCUUCUAUUUCUAGUGUCUCUCACCUAUGCUGUUUCCAUUUGUCAUAAAGUUCAUCUGCCCUGCAGUUAAGAUGGUUUUCUCUGUCCUCACUCCCCUCAUAUGCACUGUUAAUCAACUAAUAAACUGAUAGCCCUAAGUACGUUA
Salvelinus namaycush (lake trout) is the source of this 2821-nucleotide messenger RNA. It is a transcript of the gene fam167b, whose product is annotated as family with sequence similarity 167 member B. Bases 120 to 704 code for a protein of 194 amino acids. NCBI's taxonomy places the organism in Eukaryota, Metazoa, Chordata, Actinopteri, Salmoniformes, Salmonidae. The transcript has 2 exons. The record is from RefSeq and is a predicted model, not a curated record.